AUGCAGUUUACAAAGUUAUUUGGCGACGAGCGGUUCGUAAAAAAGAUGAAUAGAACGCGAAGGAUACUCGAAGUGAUCCUUAUCCUUAUUCUAGCGAUAACGAGCUGUGAUGGCAGUGGAGGAGAUAUUCCCCUGCGAUGCGACGAGUACGAUUCCAUGGGAUAUAUGGACGUGAACGAGGCGUUUUGCACGGUCACCGGAUUCACGGUCACCCACAGUCAGAAUGUCGUGAUCAAGAACAUACCACCCGGAAAUAUGGUCAAGUUCAUGAAGUUCUACGAAUCAACGCUGCUCUAUAUGCCCUUCCAUCUAUUCGAAACAUUCCCAUAUCUCAAGACCCUGGAUGUUUCGAAUACGAAUAUUUUGGAGCUAACGAGAAAUGCAUUCAGUGCUGCGAGUAAUCUCACCUAUCUGAAUCUGGCCUACAACAAUCUGACAUCUAUCCAGACUUCUGUGUUCAUUGGCGCCAAUGUCCUGAUGCGUUUGGAUCUGUCCUACAAUGAGAUAUCCUCGCUGAGUGUGAAUGCCUUCUGUGGCCUGCACACCAUUAGCCAGAUUUAUCUAACGGGCAAUCUGUUGAAGGAGCUGCACAACGAUAUCUUCAAGGAUAACGAGUACUUGGAGAAGGUGUCCUUCGAGGGAAAUCUACUGACCAGCAUUCAACCGGAGGUUUUUCGCAAUAUGCGGCGCAUCAAGGAGGUUAAUCUGUCCAAUAAUCGCCUGAUUUUUAUCCAUCCGGACACUUUUGCGGAUGCGGCGAGCUUGGAGAAUCUGGUGUUGUCCUAUAAUGAGUUGAAAAACUUCCAGCUGACGGAGAAGAACAUUGUGCAUCAGCUGCACUUGGAUAAUAAUUAUUUGACAAAUUUGACCAUAAAUGCAACUCGAUUCGUGCGCGCCAGUCACAAUCAAAUUUCGGAGCUCUUUCUGCACCAGAGUUUGCAUAUCGAAACAUUGGAUUUAAGUGCCAACAAGUUGAGUAGCAUAUCCAAUAUCACAAAUAUCACACAUUUGCUCUACUUGGAUGUAUCGGAUAAUCCAAUCGGUCCGCUUAAUAUCAGCACCUUUUCUCAACUUAAGCGAUUGAGGGGACUCAAUUUGCGAGGAACUGGAAUUAGAGAGCUUAAGUUUGGAAUGUUUUCGAAGCAGAAGUACUUGGAGGAACUGGAUCUUUCGUUUAACAACCUGACCAUUCUAAAUUUGGAUAUGUUUGUGCCCUAUCUGACUAAUCUGAAGAAGUUCCUCAUCGACGGCAAUGGGCUGACUGAGCUGCAGGGAAAUCACACUUUUUCCGAAGCUUUUCCCCAACUUCAGAAAUUGGGAGUAUCGAGGAACCGCUUCAACUGCUCCUAUCUGCAUCAUCUGCUCAUACCACCAUCGCUCCCCGAGUCCGUAGUGCUCAAUAUUGAACCGGACCCCAAUAUGGACGAGACCCCACACAUUCGAGACGUAUCCUGCAUCAGUCAUUCCCAAGAGAUCGUUAAUGCCUCCUUCACCGCCGAGGAAUCCCGGCUAGAAUCGCAGAUUCACAUGCUUUCGAAACAGUUGGAUAUUGUAGGAUGGCAUUCGAAGAAUCUGGAACUUCACCUGGCCUUCAUGCAGAUCUUUGCCUACGUUAUGGUCGGCCUGGUCCUGGUGGGCGUGAUUUCACUGAUAACCCUUAGAUAUCUGAAGAAUCAACGAUCGGGUCGAUACGAUCGCAGCAGCAUUGUCUUCCGCUCCAAUGCCACAAUGGAAGCUAAUCUCACCCUGGGCAGUGAAGAUCUUCAGUAGGCUGUACAUGUUUAACUAUAUUAAACUGGAAAUAAAAUUGCAAAGUAACAUUUAA
This is a messenger RNA of Drosophila simulans, 1825 nucleotides long. RefSeq names its product toll-like receptor 3. Lineage: Eukaryota; Metazoa; Arthropoda; Insecta; Diptera; Drosophilidae. Gene Ontology annotation, cellular component: extracellular matrix. The record is from RefSeq and is a predicted model, not a curated record. Gene Ontology annotation, molecular function: protein binding. The transcript has a single exon. The coding region runs from base 1 to 1770 and encodes 589 amino acids.